Messenger RNA from Nymphaea colorata (pocket water lily), 1858 nucleotides. RefSeq names its product shaggy-related protein kinase eta. The record is from RefSeq and is a predicted model, not a curated record. NCBI's taxonomy places the organism in Eukaryota, Viridiplantae, Streptophyta, Magnoliopsida, Nymphaeales, Nymphaeaceae. The coding region runs from base 145 to 1359 and encodes 404 amino acids. Gene Ontology annotation, biological process: protein phosphorylation; signal transduction. Gene Ontology annotation, cellular component: cytoplasm. Gene Ontology annotation, molecular function: ATP binding; protein serine/threonine kinase activity. The transcript has 12 exons.
AUAUAAUCCAUGAUUUCCUGCUGAGUAGAGCUGAGAGGGGAAGGGGAAGGAAAACGGGGAAGGGGAAGAAGGGAAAGGGGAAGAACGGGGAACGGUGGGGGGUGCCACUCAUCUCUCUGUCCGCCCGCCUCUGGGGCUCACCAGAUGGCGUCGCUGCCUCCUCCUCCUCCUUCGGAUGAGGCCUUGAGGGCGGCGCCCGCCCAUUCGGAUAUGGCCGUCGACAAAGACUUAUCUGCCUCUGUGUCUGUUGUGGAGGGGAAUGAUGCAGUGACUGGUCAUAUCAUUUCUACAACUAUCGGAGGCAAAAAUGGUGAAAUGAAACGGACUAUCAGUUAUAUGGCAGAACGUAUAGUUGGAAAUGGAUCUUUUGGAAUUGUCUUUCAGGCAAAAUGCUUGGAAACUGGGGAGACAGUAGCUAUAAAGAAGGUCUUGCAAGAUCGGCGAUACAAGAAUCGUGAGUUACAGCUAAUGCGGUCAAUGGAUCAUCCUAAUGUUGUUUCUUUGAAGCAUUGUUUCUUCUCUACAACAAGCAAUAAUGAGCUAUUUCUAAAUCUCGUUAUGGAAUACGUCCCUGAAACUCUCUACCGAGUCCUUCGGCAUUAUGCCAACAUGAACCAAAGAAUGCCGCUUAUAUAUGUGAAGCUUUACACGUAUCAGAUUUUUAGGGCACUGGCAUACAUACACAAUGGUGCUGGGGUUUGUCAUAGGGAUGUCAAGCCUCAAAAUCUCCUGGUUGAUCCUCUAACACACCAGGUCAAGCUUUGUGAUUUUGGAAGUGCUAAAGUUCUGAUAAGAGGUGAAUCUAACAUCUCAUACAUUUGUUCGCGUUACUACCGGGCUCCAGAACUCAUAUUUGGGGCUACAGAAUACACCACCUCAAUUGAUAUAUGGUCUGCAGGAUGUGUUUUAGCUGAAUUGCUUCUUGGACAGCCACUCUUUCCUGGAGAAAACGCAGUUGACCAGCUUGUUGAGAUCAUUAAGGUGCUUGGCACACCAACUCGUGAGGAAAUUAGGUGCAUGAAUCCUAACUACACAGAGUUCCGAUUUCCACAGAUAAAAGCACACCCUUGGCACAAGAUCUUCCACAAACGGAUGCCACCAGAGGCAAUAGAUCUUACUUCACGUCUGCUUCAGUACUCCCCCAAUCUUCGAUGCACUGCUCUAGAAGCAUGUGCCCACCCCUUCUUUGAUGAACUUCGAGAGCCAAAUGCUCGCUUGCCAAAUGGUCGUCCUUUACCUCCAUUAUUUAACUUCAAGCAGGAGUUGAAUGGUGCUUUUCAAGAACUCGUGGAAAGGCUUGUUCCUGAGCAUGCGAGGAGGCAAUCUGGCUUGAAUUUUCUGCAUCCCACUGGCACAUAAGGGAUCAGAUGCCUACACUGGUUUUUAUGUCCGUGGCGGCUGGAAGAGGUUUCCAUGUCAAUUGCAUGUUUGUAUCUUAAAGUGCCAGCUUCGUGUGUAUGGCAGAGUGUAACCAUAGGCAGUGCUUCAGUCUGUAGUAGGUUUGCACGUGCUGCAGAUUGGCUGUCAUGGUGUGGCCUUUGUAUAUUGCUCUGUUCAGGGAAAGUUAAUCUGAACAGGGAGGAGGUGUAUGUAACAAUGCGGUCUAAGAGAAAAUCAUAGCUUUUGGAGUUAAAGAGGAUCUGCUUGUCAUCUCAGGACCUCUACACGGUGAAAUCCGAAACCACGGUUGAUCUUUUGUUUUCCCUUCGUUAUGACUAAGUAGUAAUCUUAAUGCAGUCUUCAAACUCGAACUCAUUAUUUUGUGUAUAUUUUCCCUAACCGUGAUUUUUGAAGCUGAAGAAGCUGAGAAAAGUACGGUUGCUCCUAGUCAAUAUUCUGUCUUGAUUUUCCAAGUCCA